Molecule: messenger RNA, 888 nt
Organism: Drosophila grimshawi
Lineage: Eukaryota; Metazoa; Arthropoda; Insecta; Diptera; Drosophilidae
Product: mediator of RNA polymerase II transcription subunit 15
Exons: 2
Coding region: 1-888 (295 amino acids)
Source: RefSeq, a predicted model, not a curated record
AUGAAUUUACACGCACUGAAGUUAAAUAACGGAACAUGGCAUCAGGCCAAGUUAAAUAUUGAAACACUCACACAAUCGAAGGUCAUUGCAAGAUCGUAUAAAUACUCCGAGUGCCAUCUGGUCAGCUAUCAAACGCUACACAACCAACAACCAACCAACACAGACAACAUGAGAAUCAGCUUCGUAACACUUUUUGCCUUCCUGGCUCUGGCUGCUGCGGAUGUCUCGCAUCUGACCAGCAGCUAUUUGCCGCCGCCGAGGCCGGAGCAACUGGAGCACAUGAGCAUCGAACGGCACCAGUUGCGCGAACUGCCCGAGCAGGUCUUCUAUAUGCAUGAUAACGGGCAGAUGGCUGACAUGGAUAUGUCGCCCAGUGGCCAGUUGACUCCACCAGCUAUGCCACAAGCGGAGCAAAUGCUAGCCAUGCGCUACUUGCCCCCUGCUGAGGCAGUUCAGCAAGCCAUGCCUGACACACGCUAUCUGCCUCCAGCUCAACCAGCAGCUAUGCCCACCACUCGUUAUCUGCCCCCCGCUCAGGUAAUCCAACGCGCCCAACCUAUGCCGGAAAUGGAACCCAUGCCCGAAAUGAUGGUUAUGCCAGCUAUGGAGCCUGACACUCAGCCCCAAGAUGCCCCAGAUAUGCGUUACCUGCCGCCCGCCCAACAACAGGCCGAGCAGCCCCAGUUCAUCUAUCAACAAUACCAACAGCAGCAGCAGCAGCAACUGCCGGUGCAGGAGCAGCAGAUGCCCUACAUUCUGGACGUGCAGCAGCCUAUGGCACCAUCGGAUGCUGAGACUCCGACCUUUGAGGCAGAGCCAGCUCAUGAGCUGCGCAACGAUGGCUACCAUUACAAGCAAGCUGUGCAAGAGCAGCGUCUGAGGCAUUAG